GCAAUGGAUGUAUUUUGAUGUGAGGGAUAUAUAUAAGGUAUUAACACUUAAAAGUAUUAAAAGCCUGCAUGGUUUCGUCGAUCCAGUGUAAAAUAAUCAACGGUGAUAAAAAAAAACCUCACAAAGCAAACAACAAACAUUAUUGAAGAAAACAGGUAAUACAGAAAGAUUACAAUGGUGAAGUAAAUUUUACCCUGUCGAUUUUUUUUUUCACACAAAAGGGAGAAGUGGAGGUGGGUUCGAUGGCGGGACGGAAGAAGAAACUGUUGUGAAUAGUAAUUACCAUAAUACCAUUAAUAAAUUGUUUUUAGUAUAGUGCUAACACUUAAAGUAUUAACAUUCUAUAUGGUUUCGUCGACUCGAUAUAAAAAAGAAAAAUUAACAGUGAUAAGAAUAAUUAAACAUGCCACCACGAAACCUAGCAUACUAUGGAAUCGAAAAUAUCAUUUAUUAUUUAAUAAUCCAGAAAUAGUCAAAGUUGUAUUGCAACAGAAAAUACUAAUAAUCCACCAUUUUAACAACCAGUCGAUAUAUUUAUUUAUUAAUAACAGCAUCCCUAAUCCCCUAACAAAUCAGCCUACUAAUUUGGCCGCCUGACAGAUAAAUAACAUAAACCAAACACUACAACCCAAAAUUUGAUCAAUUAAGCAGCGUAGAAAUGGGCAGCAACGACGACGACGGCAGGUGCGAGCUGGACAUCGGCGGGAACCUCUACUCGUUCCUCCCAUCAGCCACGGUGAUGGACGUGAAGCAGAAGAUCGCGUCCCGCUCCAACAUAUCGGUGUGGCGGCAGAACCUGCUCCUCCCGGCCGCGCAGACGGAGAUGGACAACGACCGGACGCUCGCUUCCUACGGAAUAAUCAAGUCGCCGGCCGCCGCCGCCGGCGGCGUCAGGAGGCUGUUGUUGCUGGAGAUCGAUCCUCUACCCAUCAAGGUGAUGCUCCGGUUCGUCGGCUACCCGACCUGGCUGGACGGCGACUUCAUCACGUGCUACGAGUCCGUUACCGUGAGGGAUUUCACGGCGAUGAUUGUGGAGAAACUGCACAUCAUGGGCCUGCUGGAGAUCCGGCCGGAGGAUAUGGUGUUGAGUGCUGGAAAUGAUGCGCUCGACGAUCCUGGUGCUGCUCUUUCGGAUUACGGUGUGAAGGGGAUGAGCUGGAUCACCAUCAAGUUCAUCAGGAAUCAUCCACCGGCUGGUACAAGAUUGUAAAACUUUGAGUUUUUGUUUCAAUAAAAGUCUUUUUCACCUUCAUUUCAUGGUGUGUGUGAGAGAGCCGGAACUGUAAAAAUAGGACAAAUUAAUCGGAGGAAAACAAUAACACGAGAGAUAAGGAUUUAAUAACGUGGUGUAUAUCUCCAGCAAGUCGGGACUAGUUCACGGGAAAGUAAGAACUUCUCUGGCCGGCUACUGAUCGUUGUUUGUUUUUUGAGUUUCACAAACGGCCUAACACACUACAAAAAAAGAGGCCUUGUGCCAAGGGUUAUUUUCAUGUCAUAUCGAGGGUUUUAACCCCCUUGCUAUACAAGCUAUAACAAAGGUUCUACCGACCCCUGGACGUAUCCUUGGCAAAGCUGCCUUUGCUAUGUGUAACAAGGGGUUUUUAAGCGACCCUUAGUGGAAGUACCCUGCAUGCAAAGGUUAUAACAAGGGGUUGAAACCCUUGCUACACGUGUUUGUAAAAUUCCGCAAAGAAAUUUCUGUAACAAAGGUUACCACCCUUUGCUAAACUCAUUUCUACAACUAGCAAGGUUAAAACCCUUGCUAUAGGACAAUAUAGGAAUAAUCGUGAGUGUUAAUUCCCUUGCAUAAUUUGUGACGAAAGUAAAAACAUAUUGUGUCGAAACGAGCCGUCACUAAAGUUUGGUCACUAUAAACCCCUUGCAUACUUUGUGACCAAACUAGAACAUUUUGCGACGAACCCGGUCGUCACCAAAAAGUUUGUUACUAAUAGAAGCAUUAUAUAUGGUUGCGUUACCCUUGUCAAUAUAGACAAAUUCAUAUUAUACAACAUACCCACCAAUACUUAUGUCAUUCAUACCCUGAAUCAUAACAUGAUAUCUUUCAUCAUCCAAAAUAUUGUUUGUUUUACAUGGCUAAAUGCUAAACACCAUAAACAUUCAAGUAUAAUGCAAAGAAACACAGUAUGCUCAUAAUAUUUCAAUCACUAAAAAAAAUACGAUUCAAAGUAACAUGAGUAGAUCGCGAUCCCAAAUCCUUCAAAUAAGAGCUUCACGAUAUCAUUUCACGAAACCUUCAAAAAAGCAACGUGAAGGAUGGAAAUGAUGAGUAUAACAGAAGAGAAGGAAUAAAAAUGCUAUUUCAGCUAGUAGAAUAUCCCUGAUGUGAUUGGUUCAUGUUGUGCAUAAUGUAUCAAGUGUAUCGUAGGCGGCUUCAAUUGCAUACAUGGAGUCGUAGUUGUUGUCUGGGAAUGCCAUUUUCAUGAAGUCAACCUAUAUGCGCAAACAUGAGAGAACAACGGAAUGCGUUAUGAUGAAUAUUAGUUUUUUAGUAACCAUCGUGGCUAUCUACAUCUAAACCAUUCAUUAGCUCUAUUUUUUCCUUUUUUUAAAAUAGCGGUCAAGAUUAAAUUAAGGAUAGUUUGGGAAUCAAAAUAAUAUCACAUAAGAUUAUUACCUAUAUUUAUAACUUACCUUCCCCAACCCUACGUCUACCAUCACCACCCUCUCACCUCCCCUCCCACCGACCGCCUCCCCCUAACUCUCCUCCCCACCUCACCCUCCCUAACUCCCCACCCAAUACCACCAUCCCACGACCCUCCCUUCUCUUUCUCUCUCUAACAGCCGGAAGGAGCCGAUGGACAAGCGUCCUGGGUGAGUAUGGGAUCGCGGAGGUUGUCAAAGCAAUCGCUAGCGCUGGCCAUUCUUUUAUCUCCGACCCUCUCGUCUCAAUGGUAUUGUUUUUGUCGCAUUGGUAUUGAUUUUGUUGCGUUGCUAUUUUUUCUUUUUGUCGCAUUGGUAUUGAUUUUGUUGCAUUGCUAUUUUUUCUUUUUGUCGCAUUGGUAUUGAUUAUCAUGUAAUGGAUUUAAUUUGCAUGUAUUGGUAUUGAUUAAAUCUGCAAUGGUAUUGAUUUUUUGUGAAAUGGUAUAGAUUUUUAUUGGUAUAGAUUUAUUUAUGCAAUGGUAUUAAUGUUUUUCAAAGUGGUAGUGGUUGUCUAAUGAAUUGGUAGUGAUUUC
Messenger RNA from Linum trigynum, 3194 nucleotides. The record is from the annotation of a GenBank genome assembly. NCBI's taxonomy places the organism in Eukaryota, Viridiplantae, Streptophyta, Magnoliopsida, Malpighiales, Linaceae.